GGGGGCUGAGCCGGGGGGGCCGGCGCAGGCAGCGUCACCCUCCUGGCUCCACCCCCCCAAAAUCGCAGGGGGCUUCGCUGUGACCCCGGCGCUGGGAUGGCAGCGGGACAGUCGCACCGCGGCGGGACGGCGGGACGGUUCCCAGCCGAGGUGGUGGCUGGAGUGCUCCGGGGGGAUCCAGCCAGGGCGUUUGCCAGUCGCUUUGUUGCUGCUGGGGGAUUUUUUACUUUUUUUUUCAGGAUUAUUAUUAUUAUUUUGAAAGGGAGGGUGAGGAGAGGGGGCUGACACUGACUAUAAAGGCAGAGCUCCCUGGAGCAGCCGGCACUUCCCCGCCACCAUGAGCCCUCCCCGGGCCUGACAACCCCAGCCUGCCCCACUGUCGCCGGCUCAAGCUGCCCUGAAGUGUGGCUGUGUGUCCGAAGCUCGUGUUGGGAUGGUGUGAGCCCGCAGCCGGUCGUCGCCCUCCCACCACCCCUCACCGGCUCUGGCAGGAGCCGAGCCCGCCAGCCGCUUGGAUGAUUUGAUUUCUGCCCUGUCCGACAUCACUCCUGCCCAGAUGCAGUGGAUAAUAUUCAUGUUGCUGUUAUUCAUCAGCUCCAUGGAAAUGCUCCCGCAGAACCGGUGGAAGAAGCAAGCGAGUGCUGGCCUGCUGGAGAACUGCACGGGCUGCGUCCUGUGCUCUGAGGACAACGGCUGCAUCACCUGCCACCACCGGCUCUUCCUGCUUAUCUGGAGAGACGGCAUCCGCCAGUACGGGAUGUGCGUGCACACUUGUCCCCCAGGCUACUUUGGUGUGCGGGGUCUGGAGGUCAACAGAUGCACAAAGUGCAGGUCGCCCAGCUGCGAGAGCUGCUUCAGCAGAGACUUCUGCAUGAAGUGCAAGGACAAGUUUUACUUGUACAAGGGCCAGUGCUUUCGGCAGUGUCCCGCCGGCACUGCGGCACAGCCCGGCACCCGCGAGUGCCAAGAGACGUGCGAGCCGGGCCCGUGGAGCGAGUGGAGCGCCUGUACCCACGAGAGCCGGACCUGCGGCUGCAGGUGGGGUGUGGAGACGCGGGUGCGGGAGGUGCCCGAGGCUGCCCGAGAGGAGGGCACCGCCUGCCCCGCGCUGCUGGAGACCAGGAGGUGCCGCAUGAAGAAGCACUGCCCGGGAGCAGACACGCUGCAGGGUCUGUCCGGGCGGUGCGUGCGCGGGUGCAGGGCUGGCGAUGGGAACCAGGACGUGGCUGAUGUCAUUUUUGGAUGCAGGCGUCUGGACUGAAGCUGCCCUAAUAAAUCUCCACUUAAUAACUGGCAGAAAGGGGGAUGCAUGAGAUACCGAUGGGAAGUGCCUGGCAGCAGAUCUGAGCCACCGAGGGUUGCGGUUCGGAGCUGCGGGAUCACUGCGCCGUGGGAUGAGCUGGCCGGCACCGCCAGCGUGGCGGGAUCAGAGAGGACAGGGCUCUGAGGGUGGAGAGAAAAAGGAUGAAGAAGGGGGGCAGCGGCAGAGGACGUGCGUGCUGGGCGAGGGCCACAGAGCCAGGAGAGAGGUUUCAUCCCAGCAGCAUCAAUCAUAAGUAAUAUUUUCCUGCUGACAGUGCAAAGGAGCUGAUUCCCUUCCCCACCCAGGUCUCAACUCACGUCUUUGGGGUGCCAGGUGGCUUCGAUUUUGAGGAUGUUCUCCUCCCUGCUGGUGUGUGGCAGCUCCAGACCCGCAGAGCUGGUGACAGUUUGAUGCAAGAAAUUUAAUGUGGGAGGACAGGCUGCUCCGGAGCACUGUGUCCUGGAGCACUGUGCCCAUGCCCUGCCCUGACUGGCACACAGCAGGUCCCACUGGCAGGGACUGCUGUGCCAGUAUUUCAGGGGCACCUCAUCUUGUGAAGUUACUGAGAAGGCACUGGCACCCCAGAAAAGUGCUUGGCCUCCUGUCUCUGCCUGCAAGCUGGAAGCUGUGGGGCUACGGUGGUGGGCUUAGGGACUGGCAGGACUCUACUCUUGAGGCUCCUAUCUGGGAUCAGCUUCAGGGACAGGCCUGUCCCCUGCCCACCAGAAGGAAUCCAUGAAUGCCCCCCAAGCAACCCACUCAGGAGAGAGCAGCCCCUCUGUGUCUCCCACUCCUGGGCAGGCUGUUGGGAGUCCCUGCCACGGCAGAGCGUGUGUCUGCCCUCGCUCCCAGGCUCCUGCCCGCCUGGCCAAGUGCUGGGUUAUGGGAUCCAGAUGCUGGAGGAGGACGAGGAGUUCACUUGAUGCAUCUGAGACACCCCCAGCCCAGGCGAGCCAGGGCAGGCAGCCGAACCCGACCGUGUGAUGAGAGAUUUGUGCCACCACUUCUGAGCCAUCCAGGCGGCUGGAAGGGAAAAGCUGCCACGCUUGGCUGUGGCACAAACCCCUCACACUGCUGUAAAUCUGCCUUGGGUGUCUGUCCCGCUCUCCAGACGCUUGGCGUGCGUGCCGUGCCCUCUCCUUUGUGGGUGGCAACUGUCUGGAGAUCAGAGCUGAGAAAAAGGGUUUCAGAGCCAGGCAGGACAAGAACUGGAGCCCUCAGAAGGGACUGGGGACAACAGUGCUGGCACACACAGCACCAGGGACAGUCAUGGUCCCUUGUGCCCCUCACACCACUGAGCCCCCCUCCAUGUGACUCUAACUGGAGUGGGUGCAGGGGGGCAAGGACCGACAAAGCUGCCCAGUUUUUGGGGCAACCAUUCUGAUCUGUAGCAUGGACUCCCCCUCCCAGUGGAGCCCACAGCUCAGCAGGGUUUAUCCCAAAUCCCUGUUUCUUUGGUGUCUCAGCACCAGCACCUCGGCCAGCUGGAGGGUGUGUGGCAGCUUCUCGGGGUGAGCAAAGGUUUGGGUCCCAGCAGCCUGACCCUGGCACACUGUCAGGGGGUUGAUUGGGGAUGCAGCCAGGCUCCACCAGCACGUUGGUUGUGCCACUGGGAUGGGGACCAUCCUCACAUGGAGGGCAUCCACAGGGAGAGAGAAUCAGCACCUAUGUAAGGAUGCACUCCAAAGCCACCUUGCUCCCCACCACGCCCAAAUCCUCCCAGGGACUGUCUGGAUCCCAUGGUGGUGGGCAGGUUCCCACACCAUGGCAGAGCUGAGCACAGCUGUGCCAUGGCUUUGGGGGGUUGGUGCAGCCACUGCCCCUCUCCAGCACCCACAGUCCUUGCUCAGAGAGGAGCUGGGGUGUCUCCAGGCAGCUUUUGCUUGGGUUGAGCUGCCCCACCGCAUUCCUAGGGAUUUUGGGGUACCAGGUCUGAGAGUCCAGCUAUGGGAGAUGUGGGGACAACACACCAGAGUCCCUCUGCCCAUGCCAUCAGCACACCCAGACCCCCCCACAGACCCACACUGCUGUUUCAUGACCAGGAGAGGGCUCUGGGGUCCCCAAAAUCAGCAACUGGGUCCAGCACUAACACCCUGAGGAUAUGGGAUCAACAUCCCAUGGAUGGGGCUCAGGUCAGAUCACGUUUCCUGGCCAAUGAGCGAGAGCUUCUUUUCUUCUCCUUUUUCUGUUGCAGAGAAAACCGAACCCAAAAAUAAAGGCAAAAAGCGACAGAAGAAGCCGAAGACAGAAAGGCACACGGGCACCUAGUGGGCACCAGCGCGGGAGCUGGGGCACCGUGGAAGGAGCUCCCAGCCAACUCCUGCCACGGUGCUCCAGCCACAUCACCCCUGGUUUUCCAUCUACCAAAAGAAAAAAAAAUUGCACAAUUUUCUCUGCCACCCCAUCCCCCUUUCCUUUUGAGACAAUUUAUGGCGUGUAAAACAUUUCCUCUUCAGAAAAUCUAAUUUGCAAUGUCCAAAGCAAAGCCCUAGGGCUUGGGGAGGGGGUGGCUCCUUUAUUCCUCUGGUCUUCCCUCUUCCCUAGCCUGCUCCAUCCCUUCCUCCAGAUGGGUGGGAUGGGGUUAGACUGGGGUUGGACCCUGCUAAUGAAGCUGAUGCCUGCCUAGAUACUGUUCCCCAGGGCUGGGAGAUGCCCUGGCUCCACAGGGUCCUGGUUUUAUGAGAGUGCUGAGGGGCACAGUGCACCACUGAGCUGCUCCAGGUGCUGAAAAGUGUCCCCCAUCCUCAGCCACAGGAAUGGGAAGCAGCAGGACUCCUGGGGUGACCCCACUGGGGACUGUGCCAUUGCCCACAGCAGCCUAGCUGGGUGUUCAGCAUCCCCACUAGCACAACCCGGGGCCAAAUCCUGCUCUCCUGGGGCUCGGAGGGCAGCUGGACCUCCAGACUGACAACCCUUCUUGGGAUCAUGCCAGCCCAGCACACAGCACCCUCAUGGGCCAAAUCCUGUCUUCCUCGGGCUCACAGAGAAGCUCAAAGAGCUUCUCUCCCAGCUGGAUGUGGGCACAGGAAUUUGGGGUGACUAUGUCUGUCUAGGACAGGGACAUGCACAGUGCAAGUGCAAGCCCAGGAAGGGGAUGCUCCUACGUCCUGCAUCCCCAAACUGGGAUGUGUUGAAAGCAGCUCUGCAACCCCUCCCGGCCAUCACCAGGGUGUGACCGUGGGGUGCUGAGCCCGGGCGUGCCAGUCUGUCCCUCCCUGCCGCGCUGUGUGCCCAGGAACAGAGGGCUCUGUCGGGAUAUAUACCGUGUGUGUGCUUAAAUCGCUGUCCAGCCGCAGGCAGCUCUGCGUUUGGGCAUUGCCGAGGUGCCAACUCCCCGUCCCCACCCUGAGCGUGAGCAGGGAGGGAGAGGCCGGGGCUGGCCGGGGGUGUCGAGGCUGCGGGGGCUGCACAGACCCUUCAGGACGGGAGCGCUGGGUGUCAGCACCGAGCCGGCCCCAGAGCCGGCACAAAGCUCCGGAGCACCUCCUCCCAUCGCUUCAUGACAAAUAAAUGGAUUAAACCCCCGG
Messenger RNA from Taeniopygia guttata (zebra finch), 4830 nucleotides. RefSeq names its product R-spondin 4 (gene RSPO4). NCBI's taxonomy places the organism in Eukaryota, Metazoa, Chordata, Aves, Passeriformes, Estrildidae. The record is from RefSeq and is a predicted model, not a curated record.